Messenger RNA from Microthlaspi erraticum, 993 nucleotides. NCBI's taxonomy places the organism in Eukaryota, Viridiplantae, Streptophyta, Magnoliopsida, Brassicales, Brassicaceae. The record is from the annotation of a GenBank genome assembly.
AUGCUAUUUUUUCGUGCGGGAUCACUCUGGGUCGCAUGGAUCAAAGGGAAGUACCUUUCCUCAACUCCAUUUUGGGCAUUGAAUGAAAAUAAUGGUGCCUAUUCAUGGAUGUUUAGAAAGGUGCUAAAGUUAAGACCAACGGCUCUCCAUUUUUUCAGCAUACAGAUUGGUAACGGUGACUCAUCUUUUUUCUGGUGGGAUCCUUGGUCCCCGUUUGGGUGUCUCUAUAAUUUUCUUGGUUCUGAUGGGCCUUCAAGACUAGGCAUCCCUCUGUUAGCAACGGUGUCUGAGUUAUGGUUGGGAAGUGGAUGGUCUUUACCUCCGGCGCGCACAGACAAACAAGUCCAACUACACUCAUUCAUGUCUACCAUUCAUUGUUCUUCGGCUACAGAUCAAGCAAUUUGGGGGUUUGAGGGUAAAGUGUUUAAAGAUUUUUCCUCCAAAGAAAUUUGGAACUUAAUUCGGCCUAAGAAGCCGGAACAGUGGUGGUCGCAAUUGGUUUGGAAUAAGGCAGGUAUUCCAAAGCAUCAGACGACGUCUUGGCUCUUUGUUCUAAAUAGAAACCCAACGUUGGACCGGGUUGUAUCAUGGGGCUAUGAUACGGAGGCGAGUUGUCUUCUAUGCGGGUCUGAACAGGAAACGCGUGAUCAUCUUUUUUUUGAGUGCCCAUUCUCUACAGAUGUUUGGAGAAAGAUCAAUCUAAAACUCAAUCUUACUGACCCUCCGCUAAAUUGGCAGCAAAUCCUCCAAUGGUUAAAUAGAGCAACAUCAUCAGCAGAGGUGAAGCUUGCUCUUCUCCAAGGCUGGCAAGCUACGGUUUAUGAACUUUGGCGUGAAAGAAAUAGAAGAUAUCAUGAUGGGUUAACUAUGAAUCAAGAUGUGAUCUUGAAACUCAUAUUCUCAACGGUGAAGGACAAAUGCCGUGCCCUUGUUCAGCUAGACCACAGCAAAGGUUCUCUGAUUCUUCAGCUAUGGUCCCUAAGAGAUCCUUAA